CACACACACACACACACACACACACACACACACACACAUGCACCGCGCGCAGGAGGGAGGGUCUCAGUGCGCCUCGUUCUCAGUUUCAUUGACUUCUUCUGAAACUGAGAUGAACUUAGUUUAAGGGGUUUUCUCUUCGGUUUCUUUGACUCAGCCUCACUUUUUCUGUGUGUCACACAAUCCCAGAGCCUCGGGGUGCCUCGUUUUACGCACAAGUCGGUUAACGGACCGAGGAGCAACAGGAGGUUUCCAUCCAGCGAGUCACACCGGGAACAAGAAGGAUUUAACGGAGACUUUGCGGACACACUGCGGCUCUUUGGUCCCCUGUGCCCGGUACUGAUCCAGCCUCUGCGCAAUAGGAUACCGAGUGGACCCACAGUCUGACCCGGGAUAACUGCUGUCUCAAACGGGAUAGAGUCUGUCCUCCAUCAUGUGUCCCUCAGCGGGCGGCAUGUGUACGCUCUGCAGCCUGACCCUGAUCCUGGUUCAGAUCCUGGUCCUGGUCCAUCCUUCAACAGGGUACAAUCUGGAUCAGGAGCACAGUCUGGAGUUCAGCGGCCCCUCCUCCUCCAUGUUCGGAUACUCAGUGCUGCUGCACCGUCAUGAAUCCCACAGAUGGUUGGUGGUUGGAGCUCCGGUAGCAAACUCGACCUCCAAUCCAUCGGUCCGAUCUCCAGGAGUUGUGUACCGCUGCAACGUCACUGCCGAGUCCCACCACUGCCAUCCCAUGCAUGCUGACGUGCUGGGCUGUGGGAAGACGUGCGAUCCAGAGAGUGAUCACCAGUGGCUGGGAGUCAGUCUGUCCAGACAACCUGGAGACAAUGGAGGGCACAUCCUGGCAUGUGCUCAUCGCUGGAAGAACGUCUACUACUCAAGGAGAGACGUUCAGAACCACAAGCUGCCCAACGGGGUCUGUUAUCGUUACGGGAGCGACCUGAGAUACGCCCUACCCUUAAUCCCUUGCUACAGAGAUUACCAGAAGAAGUUCGGUGAGGAUUAUGGGUCAUGUCAGGCCGGUAUUUCCAACUUCCUCACAGAGGAUCUGAUCAUCAUGGGGGCUCCGGGGACAUCUUAUUGGAUGGGUUCAGUGUUGGUCUUUAACACGUCCAAUGGAGCGAUGUCGGUGUACCUGGACGAGGACGCUAGAUCUGUCAACUUUGGAAGCUACCUGGGUUACGCUGUUGGAGCCGGAAACUUUCUGAGUCCUAGCACCGUAGAGGUAGUGGGGGGGGCGCCCCAAUACAACCAGAGGGGCAAGGUCUUCAUCUUUACAGUAGACGACAACAUGCUGCGAGUCGCCUCUGAAGUGUCAGGAAGUGAGCUGGGAUCUUACUUCGGCUCCAGUUUGCUGGCGGUGGAUCUGAACGCUGAUGGUUUGUCCGAUCUGCUGGUCGGCGCUCCCAUGGCAACAGGCGUCACCAGGGAGGAGGGGAGAGUGCAUGUGUACAUCAACCAGGGGCAGGCAAAGCUGAUGGAGGCGGAGUUUCAGCUGAGCGGCAGCGACGCUUACGCCGCCCGAUUUGGGGAAACCAUCGCUGACCUGGGAGACAUAGACGACGACGGUUACCCUGAUGUGGCAGUUGGUGCCCCACAGGAAGACGAGCUAAGAGGAGCUGUGUACAUUUACAACGGCAGGAAGGAUGGCAUUUCUCCAACUCCAUCUCAGAGGAUUACUGGGUCGACUCUGGGUCGUGACCUCAGGAUGUUUGGCCAGUCGCUGAACUCUGGCAUAGACAUCGAUGACAAUGGCUAUAAUGAUGUGGCGGUUGGUGCUUUCCUCUCGGACUCCGCUGUCAUUCUCAGGACCCGCCCGGUGAUUCAGGUGAAGGCGUCUCUGACUCUGCCUGAGCACAUUGACCAGCAGGUGGCUCUGUGCCGAGAACACAAGACUCCCACCGUCUGCUUCAAUGUGACCGUCUGCUUCAGUGUCAAGUCCAGACACUUCAAAGGGGCUAUAGAUUUUCAAUAUCAUUUGACCUCUGACCUACUCCAUAAACCAUCCUUCCCUCAUCGUUUCUAUUUCCAUGGUAACGGGUCAUCCAAUAGCACCAGGGGGCGUGUGAGAGCACGACAUGGCCAGCUCACCUGUUCAACACACCUGGCUUACCAAAGGAAAGAUGUGAGGGACAUUUUUACUCCUGUCAAGUUUGAGGUUUCCUACAGUCGCAGAGAUACAAACACCCACAGAGCCUCUUCUAAAACCUUCCCCCCUUUGAAACCCAUCCUUCAGCAGAGCGAAGGACACCACAACACCAUCACCAACCAGACUUGGUUUGCUCGCCCCUGUUCGCUGGUGAACUGUUCGACCAACAUGCAGCUGUCGGCCCAACUUGAGCUUCCACAUCAGCAGCAGUAUUUUGCUCUCGGCUCUGGACAAACCAUCAUGGUGAAAACUUCCCUUCUGAACUCUGGAGACGACGCUUUCCUACCUCGACUGACGCUGCGUUUCCCCAACAACAUCCACUACAUCAAAGUACUGCAGAACCAGGACAAUGUGGUCAGUUGUGAUGUCACACAGGAAGUCAACAGUACGAUGGUGGGUGUUGACUGCAGCGUCACCAGCCUCCUCCUACCAGCCCAUGCCCAGUUGAACAUCAGCUUCCUGUUGGACGUCAGUCCUAACAGCACAGCUGGUGACGUCAUGAUUCACCUCAACACCAGCAGUGAUAACUAUGAGAAGGCAGAGUAUCUCCAUGACAACUCAAUGAGUCUCCUGCUUCCUCUAAAAUAUGGAGUCAACGUCAACAUCCACGGUUUUGUGACUCCCACCUCAUUUGUGUUUGGAGAUGAAGACACAACUCCGGUUGACUGUUAUAACGAAAGAUUCAACUACACAUACAAGGUGUUAAACUCUGGUCCCAGCAGAUCUGUAGACACUGUGGUGGACAUCGCGCUACCAAAGAUCCUCGCACCUUACCGACACAGGCUGAUGCAGGUGGUCGACUGGCAGUCCUCUCACGGUGUGUGUUCGAUCAGUGACACGACUAUUUCAGUCAAUGAGGACUGUGACGUCCCCGAAGCUUCCUUCAUCAAACAGAUUGUCUUCUUCUUCUCCUCCACCUCCACCCGCAGAAUGGCAGCUGGGUGGGCAGAGGGGAGAAGGCCCCUGCCCCCGCUGCCGCGUGACCGAGAGAUGCUUGAUUAUCUGGAUAAGAUAUUCAAGCUCGGGGUGCAGAUGGUGGCGGCGGCCAAUAAUCUAGGUGUGUUGGGAGUGUCGCUGAUCUCCCCUCAGCAGGACGCUCCCGCCCCCCCGUCUGAGGACGGGAGUGAUUAUUCGGAUGGCUUCCGCAGCCGGUCGGGUUUGACCGCCCUGGCUAAAAAGAACCGAGAUGAUCUCCUUGGGGCCCCCGUUGCCACGGGAGGGCUCUUUGGAUCGAUAGCCUCGGUCACUGAGCGCUUCAACCGCCUGGAGGUGGAAAAGGCUCAGCUCAGCCGCAUGUUGCCGCUGGCUCACGGCCCCUCCGCAAGGGGGAGUGCGUCCGGCGGUGGUAAAGCGGAGAGAGGCGUCGGGUGA
Molecule: messenger RNA, 3514 nt
Organism: Notothenia coriiceps (black rockcod)
Lineage: Eukaryota; Metazoa; Chordata; Actinopteri; Perciformes; Nototheniidae
Gene: itga4
Product: integrin alpha 4
Exons: 27
Coding region: 431-3514 (1027 amino acids)
Biological process (GO): cell-cell adhesion; cell adhesion mediated by integrin; integrin-mediated signaling pathway
Cellular component (GO): external side of plasma membrane; integrin complex
Molecular function (GO): integrin binding
Source: RefSeq, a predicted model, not a curated record